UCAUUUUUCCGGACACUUCAUCAGGAUUAAGUCAAAAUGCAGCAACCUGAACCCCAGCAGACAGCUCAGCAGACAACAGCAAUACUGGAUCCAGCAGUCCACUACAUGCGUCGGAGGAGGACGGCGCUCUGGGUGACGGUGUCUCUGCUGGCUCUGGCUCUGGUGGUGCUGACAGUGGGUCUGGUCUCAGCCACACGCACCGACAACGUGCCUGUGGCUGGAUAUUACUCCGGCAUCACGCUGAGUUUUGGAGCGUUUUUGGGCAUUGUUGGCAUUCACCUGGUUGAAAACCGCCGACCUAUGCUGGUGGCAGCGAUCAUAUUCAUCAGUAUCGGAGUUGUCGCCUCUUUCUUCUGUGCCAUUGUGGACGGAAUCAUCGCGUCAGAGUUCAUUGACACAAGACCCUUGCAGGAGGACAUGUGUGACUUUUACGCCAGCGAAGCGGCUUAUGCCUAUGACAACUACUACACUGAGGUGACGUGUCGUUCCUUUGACAAAGCGUGUAAACUGAAGCUGAGGAGCAACACAUGCUACUGUUGCUACCUGUACAACUGUGCCAGCACGGAGUUCCACAACCAGUACUACGAGUUCACGGGGGUCAACAGCUGCUGGGACGUGAUCCACCUGCAGCGCCUGCUCUGGACCGCCGUGGUGCUCAACGUCUUCUGCCUGUUCCUGGGCAUCAUCACCGCCGCCGUGCUCGGGGCGUACAAGGACAUGAAGCCCACUCCUCAGACGGCUACCAGCCCCGCACCACCCCCCCACAUCCUUUACAACCCCUCGCAGCACAUGCUCACCUACGCUGGCUACUGCCCAUCGGGACAGACUCUGCCCGCUUACCCCAACUAUCCAAUCCCCAUGCAGCACAACAGCAGCUAUCAGCCCCCUGCCACUCCUCAGAUGGUCCCUGAGGGGGGGAAUGCCUCCACCCCCUGCCCGUCUGAGGAGAACCAGAGCCAGCCCCCCUCUCAGAUCCCCAACCAGCCCCAGCCUCAGGGGGGCACCCAGGAACCAGGGGGCUACAUGCUGACCCCCAACGCUCCGGUCCUCUACGGCUCCGCCUACAAUCCCUUUGAAAAACCCCCACCUUACGCCUGCUGAGCCCCCAGCCCAACACCUGGGGCCUGUUGGAGGAAAUAUAUCUAGACCUUGUCGGACUGAAAGUAGCACACGACAUUUCAUAGAUGACCUUGGAGAGCAGACAGUGGGCUUCACUCUGUACUGAUACAUGUUACUGUGUUCGCACUGAGGAG
Molecule: messenger RNA, 1253 nt
Organism: Notothenia coriiceps (black rockcod)
Lineage: Eukaryota; Metazoa; Chordata; Actinopteri; Perciformes; Nototheniidae
Product: transmembrane protein 255B
Exons: 9
Coding region: 37-1101 (354 amino acids)
Source: RefSeq, a predicted model, not a curated record